Oryza sativa Japonica Group (Japanese rice) is the source of this 1325-nucleotide messenger RNA. RefSeq lists its product as uncharacterized. NCBI's taxonomy places the organism in Eukaryota, Viridiplantae, Streptophyta, Magnoliopsida, Poales, Poaceae. The record is from RefSeq and is a predicted model, not a curated record.
CCUCCUCGAAACGGCUAAGCACAAAAACAGAAAACCGAAACCGAGGGAGAAGGAGCAACCAACCAAACCAACGGACGCCAUCGCCACCACCAUCCUCGCCGUCGCCUCUCCAACUCACCACUCCUCCUCCUCCUAUAAACCAACGAAGAACACAAACUCAAACUCCUCCUUCACACACACGCACGCGACACCGGUCAAGAAGCGCGCGCGCGCGCACCACUGCACCGCGCGAGCGGCAACGGCGGAGGAGGAGAGGCUGUGAGUGGUGGGCAAUGGCCGUGGCGGCGCGGCUGAGGUCGGCGGGGGCAAGGCUCGUGGUCGGGCCGGCGGCGAUGGCGGUGGGACGUGGUGGUGGUGGGGAGGGGAGGUGGAUGGGGACGGCCACGGCGGAGGCGGCCGCGGGGAUCGCGAGGUGGGAGCCGAUGGGGGCGCGGGAGUACUACGACUACCGGAGGGCCAUCUACGGCGACAUCACCCACAAGGCCAUCCUCGUCGACGCCGCCGGGACGCUCCUCGCCCCCACCGAGCCCAUGGCGCAGGUAUACAGAACAAUUGGCGAAAAGUAUGGAGUCAACUACUCAGAGGAUGAGAUCUUGAUGAGAUACAGGAGGGCUUAUGCGCAGCCAUGGGGUAGAUCGCGGCUGAGGUAUGUGGAUGAUGGUAGGCCCUUCUGGCAGCAUAUAGUUAGCUCUUCAACUGGAUGCUCAGAUUUACAGUACUUUGAGGAACUUUAUCAGUACUAUACAACUGCAAAGGCUUGGCAGCUCUGCGACCCUGACGCUAAAUAUGUUUUUGAAGCAUUGAGAAAGGCUGGUGUAAAAACAGCUGUUGUAUCCAACUUUGACACACGUCUUCGGCCACUUUUACAGGCCCUGAAUUGUGAUCACUGGUUUGAUGCAGUUGCUGUAUCUGCUGAGGUUGCUGCGGAAAAGCCAAACCCAACAAUAUUCUUGAAGGCUUGCGAGUUUUUAGGUGUGAAGCCUGAAGAAGCUGUGCAUAUUGGUGAUGACCGCAGGAAUGAUCUCUGGGGAGCCAGGGAUGCAGGCUGUGAUGCCUGGCUCUGGGGCAGUGAUGUUUACUCUUUCAAGGAGGUCGCAGAAAGGAUCGGAGUUAAGGUGUAAGGAGUCGUUCGUCCGCUGGGUCACCUGAAAUAAGAAGGCCGGGAGGUGUUGCAUUUUUGUACAUAGCGGCAACCCUUGUUGCUCCACUGAUGUACAUAUUUUUCCAGAGAAUAACCGAUGGCAGUGUAGUAUAUAUCUGUAUGACUGCAUUUGCAUUUGAGACUUUGAGCGCUCAAUUUACGUUACCCCUGCUGGUGUCUGAAA